Punica granatum (pomegranate) is the source of this 1056-nucleotide messenger RNA. Lineage: Eukaryota; Viridiplantae; Streptophyta; Magnoliopsida; Myrtales; Lythraceae. The record is from RefSeq and is a predicted model, not a curated record.
UGGGCCACACUGUUCGUCUGCACUCUCUCUCUUUUUAUUCUUUUGCAGCUGUUCAUUGAAUUUGGGGCUUCUGGAUCGAAAUAUUUUAACUUUCGCCAUCUUUGAUCUCUUCCUCGUUCCCCGAAAAACCCGAAUUUUCCACUGAAUUAUUUCGGAGUUCUUGAUGGACAAGAGUGUUAGUGAUGGAAAAGCUGAGACGAACAGCAGAAGCCCUCAGAAGGUGGAGGAUGAAGAAGGUCACAAUCCCAUUGGUGGAGAAGAUGAGAGUGAAGUGAACUCUCUUCUGCCGCCGAGGACGGGUGGGAUGUCGAGGAAAUUGGAGAAGACCGGGCGAAAGGUCCGGUGGAACGACAACGACGGGAACAAGCUCUUCGAAGUGCUGGAAUUCCAGCCGAGCGAUAUAAGCGACAGUGAAGAUGAGGAUGAGGGUGAGGAUGAGGAUGAGGAUGAGGAUUCUUGCGUCUGCACGAUCAUGUAGAGAGAUGGCGUUAUUUCUUCUGCUGCUAAUUCGGGGCCGAAUUGAAUAGUUCUGGGUGAAUAUUUUGGGUAAGCUAUGCCCGAUAUAUUAUCUGAAAGACUGCGUUGUCAAGAAAAUGAUGGCUUCCCUCCUGCGAAAACUGAGUCCAUCUGGGGAUUCAUAUUCCUCGAUCCUUCACAGGAUGCUCUGAGUCUUCCUUGAUUUGGCAAGCCUCUACCGCUUGCUUCUCAUGUCUCUGCCCCUAAUUCUGGAGAACCCUCUCCUCAAACUCUGGAGGCCUCGCAGAAUUAGAAAGAUGAGUAUGCGGUUUUGCUGCGAUGCUGGGCUACGGAGUAUGCUGAAGACCUGCGGGAAAAAACCGUUUAAGGAAGAUGAAGUCAUCUCGAUUGCUUGUGUCUGCUAUAUCUGGACAGUAACUUUGAGAUCAAUCGAGAUUGGAGUGUCACGAAGUGUCUGUAUGUAUGACGAGUAACGAACAUAUUGCUGGAUCAUAAGACCUUUUCCUUUUCCAGUUUGCUGUUAACAAGUUCCCGUGCCCCGUACAAAUUUGAAACUUCAGCUGAAAGUUAAAACGUCCA